AUGAAUCAACCCAUCCACACCCAGUAUACUUCUACCCUAAUCGCUAAACUAUCUCACAAGGUGGCAUUCAUCGGCGUCGCUAUAUCGACAGUAGCGACACUGGUCUGUGUGGUUUCUGUACCACUACUCUACAAUUAUAUGCAACAUAUGCAGUCAAUAAUGCAAAGUGAAGUGGAUUUUUGUAAAUCCCGAUCGGGUAAUAUAUGGCGGGAAAUCACUCGUACACAGGUAGGUCCCUACAGCAAAUUAAGGGUUUUUUUACCUUUCCAACUUGCUCGGAAUUUAUGCAAUGUGCUAAAUUUUUCGCUUGUGACCACAAAGGAGAGAAGCGAAGGUGUUAAACCUAGAAAACGCCCACAUGGCUUCGUUAGUAGAACACUUUUGACACAUCUUCAUAACAGUGCUACAAAGUACUAG
Molecule: messenger RNA, 417 nt
Organism: Strongylus vulgaris
Lineage: Eukaryota; Metazoa; Nematoda; Chromadorea; Rhabditida; Strongylidae
Source: the annotation of a GenBank genome assembly